Messenger RNA from Durusdinium trenchii, 4065 nucleotides. NCBI's taxonomy places the organism in Eukaryota, Dinophyceae, Suessiales, Symbiodiniaceae. The record is from the annotation of a GenBank genome assembly.
AUGGACUACGUUCAGGCGGAGGGCGUGCUGGUGUUUCCUCCGCAGAUCAAGGAACAAGAGAUCCAGGUAGACAUUGUGGAUGAUGCGCAGUGGGAGGAAGAUGAGGAGUUUUAUGUGAUCCUGUCCUCACCUGAAGGCUGUGGCAUCGGCGAUGCCAGCAGAGUGAGGAUCGUGAUCAUCGACGACGAUGGUCCUGGCGUGGCAGCCUUCGAGCAGGAUGUCUAUGAGAUUCAGGAGGAGCCUACCGAUCAGGUCCUUCAGGUCUGUGUCAAGCGGACGGGCGGCUCUGCUGGGACCGUGAGCUGCAAGUUCACGACCGAGGCUGGGAGUGCCACUCAAGAAUACGACUAUCUCCACACCGAGGGCAUCCUGACCUUCGAGGAGAGCGUGACCAGCAAAGAGAUCCCUGUGACGAUCAAGUCCAAGGGCCGGAUCAACAAGGAGGAGUUCCGCUUGAUCUUGAGCGAACCGGAGAAUGGGCUGGUCUUCGAUGCCCAGCGAGACGGCGGACCAGACCAAAGCAUCGCCACGAUUGUGGUACUACCCAAUGAGAUGGCCAAAAGCCGGCUCGACCGGGUGACCAGCCUUUUGCGGAUCAAUCGAGAUCGUGCAGCGCUGGGGGCGGCCAACUGGAAGGAGCAACUCUGGAACGCCAUCCUAGUGAAUGGCGGCGAUGAAGAGGCAUCGACGUUUCUGCCGGGCCCUGAGGUCAUCUCCGUCUUUUGGAAGGUGAUCUUCGCAUUGAUCCCACCGCCGGACUAUUGCGGUGGCUGGGCAUGUUUCUUUUGCUCCCUCGGAAUGAUAGGUUUAGUCACCGCCCUGGUCGCGGAUCUUGCAGGUCUUCUGGGCUGCGUGGUCGGCAUGGGCGACGCGAUCACGGCCAUCACGCUGGUGGCUCUGGGGACGUCGCUCCCUGACACCUUCGCAUCCAAGACCGCGGCGCAGCAGGACCCCUAUGCAGAUGCCUCCAUCGGGAAUAUCACUGGGAGCAACUCAGUGAAUGUCUUCCUGGGCCUGGGCCUGCCUUGGUCCAUCGGUGCCAUCUACUGGGCGGCGGUUGGUCAGACCAACGAGUGGCGGGAAAAGUACGCCAAGGAGGCACGUCUGGACGUGCGUGGCGCGCGAAGCGGUGAAGGCGAGACAAGGAUGAACCUCUACCAGAGCCCCCAGGGACCCUUUUGCCGAAUCUCCUUUGCAAGCCAUGUGUGCUUGACUACGCUACGGCGCUUGAAGGAAAAGCUGGCUUGGUGCGCAGCUUUGUCAGAGGUUUCGAUGGCAACGAUGAUGGAGAAGAAGGAGCAAGUGGCCACGUGGAACGGUGACCCUACCACGUGGCUGGAAUACGUGAAACGGGUUCGCUUGCAGUUUGAGCGAACAGAGAAGAAGAGGAGGUGCUUGUUGGGUGCAGAGCUUGCUUCGAGGCUCACGGGCCGAGCAUGGGACAUCGUCAGCGCUGAGGUCGAUCACUCUCAGUUGCAGAAGCGUGAUGGUGCUGCAUAUUUGCUUCGUUUUCUGGAAGAGCGUUUGUGCAAGGCACCUGUCCCGGAUACAGGCCAGAGGCUGGAAGACUUCUUUCUUCGCCUGAGGCGAACACCUGGUUCGUCCAUGGCAGAGUGGGCAACCCAGGUGAGAGAAAGUUACCGUCGACUUCAGCGAGCUAUGGCACGACAGCGAAAAGACUUGGCAGACCGUGAUGGUCAGUUGAGAGAGCGUGCAAUGUCUUCGACUCACUCCAACCCAGGUCAUCGUCGACAGUCGGAUGUCACUACACCCAAAGCCCCUACAGCUUCAGUUGAGAGCGCAAGUCCUGGAUUUCCGGCCACCGAUUCUGGAAACGGCCAGACCGACAGGCCUGAUGAUCCAAGGGAGACAGAUGAGCCCGACCGAGGUGCCUAUGAGCGUGUGCCCACACAAGACCCUGGCUCCGAUGCAGGCAAUGAUUGGUGGACCCAGGAGGAGUGGGACACGUGGCGGCGCAGAAACCGCCAUUGGCGUCGAGACGAUGCCAUGUCAUGGACAGCUUGGGAGGAGGAUGAAGAGGAGGAUCCGGUGAUUGAGUGGGAACAAUUUGAUUUGGGCUCCGAGCGCAUUUUACCGGAUGAGAUCCUUGGUUGGAUCCUUUUGCGCAGGAGCGGCCUUCCAGCAAAUGCUGGGUUGUCAGUGUUGAGCGCUACAAACAACAGGUUGGACCUUGCAUCUAUGGAGCGUGCUAUGCGUGACCAGGAGGAGGAGUUGUUGGCCGCCGAGGCCCAUCGCAGUCGCGGUGAUUUGCCCCGACCUCGUCGAUCGUUUUGGGUUGAAGAGGAUGCACAUUGGGGCUUGUUGUCAGAAGUUGACAUUGAAGAUGUUGAUGACAAUGUGUUUUGGGUUGGCGAACGACUUCCCCCUGAUGUUUACAGUGCUCCUGUUGAUGAGAGCAGUGCCUGGUCGACUUGGCUCCCUGAUGGCCAAGAGCUAAGCUGGGAAUGGCAUGAGGAUGAUUUCUAUGCCUCCGAUGCUGCAGGAAUCUUUUGGUCCUGGUCAGAGACCAAGACUUGGUUGGAUAUGUGCGAUGCCCCGACCUCAGAUGGAGAUCCCCUGCAAGAGGCCUAUGCGGCCUUUCAAGAUCGUUUUCGAACAUUCAAAGAGAGCCGAGCACUCAAUUCAGCAAAACAUUUGUCCAGAGGUUUUUACCCCCUUGGUCAAAUGAAGGGUAAGUUCAUGCAAGCCAAAGGAAAAGGGAAGGGAAAGUCUAAGACCAAGAAUCCCCCCAACAGUUCUUUGGCCACCAGCACGGCUGCACUCUAUGCUGGAGGGGCGAAAGGAGCUCCAUCAGGGCAGAAGCCUGGCAGUCCGACCUACAAAGGUUGCUUUGUUUGUGGUUCUCAGGACCACGACUUUAGGCGCUGCCCCAAGAGACAGAGUUCUUCCAGCACAGGAGCUCCGGCCCGAUCUCUCUAUGCUGCAGCGGUGUUCAUGGUCAGUUCUGAGCAAGCUGACGAGAUUGCUGAUGUGACCUUUCCCACCGGAGAUGUUCUUGCGACUUUGGCUGCCCAAUUUCCUGGCCACGCAGUGCUGGAUUCCGGCGCGACGGAAUCGAUCGCUAGCUUGGAGGCAAUGCAUGAGGUCAUGGAGUUGCGAGCCUCGAUCCACGGUCCUGAGCAUUUUGUAGUGCAUGCUCAACAGAAACGUUUCCGUUUUGGAAACGGGAGCAUCCAGCACGCAGUGUCUUUUGUAGAGCUUCCCCAGAUAGUGGCAGGCAAGCAUGUGAAGCUGGGCGUUCACGCCCUGGAUGCACCGGGCAUUCCUUUGUUGCUGUCAGUCAAGACACUGACGACCCUCCGUGCUGUGAUAGAUUUUGCUGAAGGCCUGAUCUGUUUCAAGGAGGUAGAUCCUUCAGUUUGGAUCAAGCUGAAACGAGCAUCCAACGGCCAUUUACUUUUGGACCUCACCAAAGACUGGCUUUCUGACCGGCCAGAUUCAUGUCUCACGGUGCACGACUUGCACGACCCUGAGCUCAAGCAUGCGGUGCGCUUUGCCAUUUGUGGUAGCUGCUACCGUGCUUUCUUCGACAACCUCUCCUCCAAGCUCUUCGACUCCAAGCUCGCUUUGGCCACGACUCCGGUUCCAAAGACGACAACGAAGAAGAAGGGCACCAGGGUGCCGACACCGGAGAAGUACGACAUGAGCCGCAGGGAAGGUCCCGACGGCCGGGACAGCCGGGCACAAGGAUUUCCUUGCUAUGGAAACCACACUCCGAUGCCCGAGGGGCGUGGGAGCCUGUCAGGCAGAAAUGGCCAUGGCAAAUGGACAGUGUGCACUCUAUGUCGGCUCCGGAUCGAGUACGUGCCGGCGUACGGUGCAAAAGGGUGUUAUCGCCAGCCCGGACCCCUUGCUCCAGAUGUGACGACCGUCAUGGAGCAGGUGAAGGACGACAUCAAGGACAAACCAGAAGUCCGGGAGAACCUGAACAUGAAGAUGGCGAGCACUCUUGGAGCAGAAGCUUCCCUUCGAAAGAAGCUGGAAGUCCUCGAGAACGACAAGCACGAGCUCGACCGGAAGCGGUCAAGCAGGAACAGGACGUAG